ACCAGUUGUAUUUUUAGUGACUUUUUCUCCGUUGCGUUGGUGACAUUCAUUACGUCUACUUCGUAAAAGGUUGAUUAGCGUUUGUCCACAAUUUUUUUACAGGAUUUUUAGGAAAAUUACCCCCAAAGACCCAUAAUAAUUGUGAUAUUUCCUGUGAAUUCGAUGCGAUACGGUUUGUUAAUAUAGUGAAAAUGAUUGUGGAGCACGUAGAAGCUUUCAAGACGUGGCUAACAGCUGUUUUGAAACCUAUGUGUGAGGCAGAUCCAGCGGCUCUAGCAAAAUAUGUUUUGGCACUGAUCAAGAAAGACAAGACUGAAGAUGAGCUGAAGAAGAGCAUGAUUGCACAGCUAGAUGUGUUUCUAGAAGCAGAAACUGAGUCCUUUGUGGACCUAGUAUUUCAAACUUUAACUACAAAAGAUUAUGUGAAUGUACCAAUAGUCCCCAAUGCAAAUCCUCCAAAUCCUAACAUGGGCAAGGUGAAGGAACCUGUCAAAGAAUCCAAGGUUAUCAUACAGCCCAGUGAGUUGCCUAAUCUUAAUGAAGCAGUCAAUGGAAAUGCAAAGAAGGAGCAGGAAAUUAAAAGGGAUAGGGAAAAUCGAUUAGAAAAUAGGAAAAAUUCAGAUUCGGAGAAAGAUAAGGAGAAAGACAAGGAAAAAGAUAAAGAAAAGGAACGAGAAGACCGUCCCCCUCGCCCACUCCGUCGUUCGCCAGUGACAGUCCGCCAUCGCUCUUUGUCAAGGAACAGGUCUCGAUCGCGGUCAUGGGACCGAACGAAACGAUCGCGUUCCCGGGAAAAGUCCCGGGAACGGGAACAGCAUCGGGUAGAUAGAGAGAAGAGAGAUAGGCCGCGCAUUUGGAGGAACAAGUCACCACCUAGAAUAAGAUAUGACAGGAGACGAGGUGCAGCUUCUAGAACCCCAUCGCCACCGCCUUUAGGUAGAGCUAGAAGUCGGAGCAGAAGCCCUAGGCAUUCACAUCGGGGGAGGUACCGCGCGAGAGGCUCUGCAAGCAGAUCUCGUUCACGAUCCCCCGAUGCUAAACGCGAUAGAAGAGAUUCUGCGAAGGAAAAAGAUGCAACAAGUAGACCAGGAAGUCCAGCCCAAGACUCGAAUCAUGGCGAUGCGGACGCACGAUUGGGCAGUGCUCAUAGUCUGCCAGCCGGCGCCGGUAAAAAGAAGAGAUGUAGGGAUUUCGAUGAAAAAGGUUAUUGCAUGAGCGGCGAUAUGUGCCCCUUCGACCACGGCAUAGACCCUGUUGUGCUAGAAGACGCUGCACUGAGUCGAGUACUAACCUACAAUCCAAACGGUGGCCCAGCUGUAGGACCUAGAGCUCCAUUGCAUUCUGUCGUGCCAGAUAACCCUUACAACCCGCAAGCACCGCAGUUAUGGAGAGACUUCAGACCUGGGGGACCAGGAGGCCGAGCGCCACCGAUGGGCAUUGCUAGGGUACCUCCUUUGGGCGUCUAUCCUCCACCCACCAACAUGAACCGCGAGUUGAUCCCAGUGCCAGUAAUGGAUAACGGUGCUCACAAACCACCAGAAGGCUUCCCUCCAAUGGUAGGACCACCUUACCGUCCGCCAGGUGUGCCUCCGUUCCCGCCUCACCAUGAAGGCUACAAGAAGAGAGGACCUUUUGAUUUUAACAGGUUGGGACCGGUCAGGCACCAACAGAAGAACCCGCAAAAUUGCUCUCUCGAAUUGAAGAAGGUUCCCAAUGGAUUGAACACCAUCACGCAUUUGAAUAACCAUUUUGGAAAGUUUGGAAAGAUCGUCAAUAUACAGGUCAGUUAUGAGGGUGAUCCAGAAGCUGCACUGAUAACUUUUUCAAGCCAUGCAGAAGCAAAUGCAGCCUAUAGAUGCACCGAAGCUGUUCUGAACAAUCGUUUUAUUAAGGUAUUUUGGCACAAUGCCAAUCCUACACAACCUGAUGCUAAGCAUCAAGAAAACGUACCACCUUCUAUGAGAUCUGUAAAAGACAGAUUGGGCAAUCAAACUCCACAGGCUGUUCCUCCUAAUGCUAAUAAGGUCUUCAACUUGGUGCAACCAAAGGCGGACGAUACUAGCGCCCCAGGUGUUCCUGGUGAGGAAAAACCACAAGAUGCAUCUUCUGGCGACGAGAAAACCAAAGAGGAAAACCACACUCAAGCGGUUGAAGCUAUAAAAAAAGGCCAAGAGCUGUUGGCCGCUCAAGCUAAAGUCAAAAAGAAUCAAGAUGUACAGCGUAAGCAAGUGCUUCAGAUCCAAAGCGAUCUCAGGAAAAAGAAGCAAGAGCUGCUUGAUAAGCAGUUGAGCCAGCAGAAGAUUCUCCUUGAAAAAAUGGAAAAAAUGCCUCCUGGACUAGCUCGUGACCUCGUCAAAGACACCAUAAAGAAGACGCAGGAAGCAAUUGCUGCCAUAACCAAGGACUUGGAAGCAGCGGCACUUGCAGCUUCCAAAGCCGGCGCUGCUAAACCAAAAACCAAAGAAGAGGCCCAACGGGAACUGCUAGAUGCUGAGCUUGAUCUUAUCGCCAAGCAGCAAGAAGGGGCAGAUACUAAGGAGUUACAGAAAAAGCUUAACGAAUUGCGAGCUAAGGUGGCAGCAGCAGGAGCCGUUCGUUGCGGUAGGGUUGGUCGGCGAUACCCUAUGAGCACACCAGUCAUUGGCCGGCAUCUUCUGACAAAGAACAAUUUAAAACUGAAAGCUAUGAAGACGGUUAACAGACCGUCGCCCACUAGUCAAACGUCAACAGCUUUGAGCACGACGUUCCAAAAACACACCGUUGACCAUCGUCCCACUAAGCUUUUGGUAUCAGGAUAUGAAACUGAUGAGCAAGAUAGCGUACUGAGCCAUUUUCAACAAUAUGGAGAAAUCGCAGAUUAUGAAGUUGAUCCUUCAAUACCUUCAAUAACGUUGAACUACAAGACCAGAAAAGAAGCUGAAAUGGCGUUAUUAAAAGGAAAACAUUUCCAAGAUCGUACUUUAUCAAUAACAUGGAGCACCAGCAAACAGCUGAACAGGCAGAGAAGUAGCGGCAGCGUGUCCACACGUACUGUUGUGAUGUCUGAAACUGAAGAAGAUCAGUUGAUAGAUUCCAGCAUACUGGAUGGAGCAGAGGAAGAUUUGGGUCCGGAAAUUUCUGAGGAAGCUCUUCUACAAGAUGACGAGGAAGAAGAAGACGAAGAUCGAUCCUGGCGGCGAUAGUCGCUUAUGUCUAUUUUUUCACUAAGCUUCAUAUAGUUCAAACUAGUAAUUUUUGAUAAUCCGUCUUAGAUCAUGUGACUCGUGACUUUCAAUUCAAAGAAAAUUAAGAACAUCUGUAUUUUCAACCAUUUUAGUUGGUUUAACUCAAGUACGGUUAGAAUAUUUGCACUAAUUCAGUUUCAUUCAAUUUGGUUGUUCAAAAAGAGAAUAUGUACCAAAAUCUGGCUUCUUUCAGGGUCUUACAAAUCAAGCUAAGUAUUUGUAGAAAAAUUAAAGUUUUUUCAUCAGCUGAUUUCUUUUGAAAACUGAAAAUGAGAAAUUGUAAUCACUUUGUUAGAUUCUAUAAAAAUCUUGCUGGUAAUAUGUUGGUCACAAGGUCUGAAACGGAAAGUAUCUGAUAUCACAAGGGUGAUGAAAUAUGCUUGACUGGUUUGCAUAGAUGUAUAAAAUAACCUUUAUAAUUUUUUUGUCUAUUUUGUGAUUUUUUCUGGGAUGAUUUCUGUAUAUUUUAUGUACUGAAUUAUUGUUAGCCAUUAAUCUAUGUGAUGAUGCAGAGGAUUUUUGGUCGAUUCUGUUUGUUAAACAUCAAAAAUGUUAUAUGAUGUAUAUUUAACAUUUAAGAAAAAAAGAUGCGGUGCCCCCUCAAAAAAUGCAAAUAAGAAAAAAUAAAUUCAGUUAAGGUGGUGCAUAAAAAAAUAUGAAUACCAAAAAAUGAUACAAAUUAGUAUCUAAAAAAAUGACGAAAAAAGAUUUAAGAGCAUUUAUAUAUUUUAUAAAUAUUUGCACGUUGAAAAGGGGCACAAAAAAACAAAACUAUUCCAUGAAAAGAAAGAAUGAUUCUGUUUUACAAAGUGGAAAAGGUGCUUGUUGCUGUGUGUACCAUCGAAAGGUAAGUAUCAUCAUCUAAAGGUAAGUAGACCCUUAUUCAUAAAACGUGCAUUACAUAAAUUAUUGAUUUUUAUUAGUGUAAAUGAUAAUCCAAGGGAUCAAGAUGUAUAGUAGCGGAC
Acanthoscelides obtectus is the source of this 4189-nucleotide messenger RNA. Lineage: Eukaryota; Metazoa; Arthropoda; Insecta; Coleoptera; Chrysomelidae. The record is from the annotation of a GenBank genome assembly.